CAAGUACUCAAGCAACUGGACCUGCUUCGAGUCAAUUACGAAAACCUGGACAAAGAAAACAAAGCAUGUCGAAACCAUCGCGGCCUGCUUUACCUUCAUUAUCCGAGAUGCCGCCAUUGCCUACAGUCCCGCAUUCGUAUGCUGCUGCACCAAAAUCUAUACAAAAUUCUCCAUCCAUGAAACAGUCUUUCAAUAAAAAUAACGUUUCAGGAAUCGCCGCAAGUCAGCAAUUGCGUGCUCCGGGAACGCAACCCCAAACCCGUGCACUAUCUCCUCCAUCAGUUGGCUCUACAAAGCUCUCACCCAUUCCUCAAAGAUUGCAGGCGCCUGCGGCUGAUCAGAGGCCUGCUUCUCCGUCGCUUCUGUUGUUUUCUGUAGGUGAUCGAGUAACCGUUGAGACAUUGAACAUUUCAGGUACUCUAAGAUUUCUAGGUCCUAUAAAUAUCAAACCGGGUAUGUGGGCCGGCAUAGAGAUGGAUGUUCAUGGAACUGGUAAGAAUGAUGGAAGCAUAAGCGGGGUGUCCUAUUUUUCAUGUCCACCAAAUACUGGUAUCUUCGUGCUUGCGUCUAAACUUUCUCGUCCAAAGAAUGCAAAAGAGAUCCUUGCCCCACCACGUGUGUCUCCAUCGACAAGACCUACUUUAUCUAUACCGCGUCCACCAUCCGCACAAAGCAAUGCCAGCGAUAGGAGUCAUAUUUCUACUUCAGGAACAACAAAAAAUGCACAACACGCUGCUAUGGCGGCUUCGCGUAUAACAGCGGGUUCGCGCGCAUCAAAAUAUAUUGGAGUCACUGCGUCCCAGCUCAAACAAAGAUCAAUAUCAAAACCGGGAAUUCUUGGGCCAUCUAUGCCUACGCUUGACCCAACUAAUCGUAACUCGCCACCACCGUCAAAACUUAAAUCUGGCCUCGCGCGGCCAAGCGUAGGUAACCUGCGUUCGGGCUCCGGCAUCACUCCUCCACGAAGAAGAAGAGAUUCAUCAUCCUCAACCGGGUCUGGAGUUUCCCAAUCACAGUCACCAAAGUUAGCGCCGAUUGGACAAAGGGUUUCGAGAGCAACAACGCCUAAUCAACAACUUUCAGACAAUGAGGCGUCUCUGAUCUCUGAGGAGAUGAGUAAUCGUGCUUUACAGGAAAAAAUUCAGAAAUUUCUUGGUGAAUCCGAAACUUCAGACGGACUUCCGCUUAGUAUGUGGGAUCAGCAAUCUCUGCGCAUGAAACAACUUGAAAUGAAAGUUGAGGUGCUUGAAACAGAAAAUGCUACACUCGCACAAGAGAAGAAACAAUUGGCUAAGCAGGUGGAAGAUUCAGUCAAGGGUCACCAUGCACGACCAAGCACUUCAUUGUCAAUGUUAGCAGAAGAGGACAACAUAAGCGAUAAAAUUUUGCAAUUAACUGAAUUGAUUGCGGAAAAGGACGAACAACUUAAAUCGCUAGAAGAAUCUUUGAAUGAUGCUAACAAAAAAUCGGAAGAUUAUUUGGAGCAAAUAAAAGGUCUUGAAAGACACUCACAACUGACGCCCGGUUCGAACGUAGGGUCUGCAGCACAAGAAGCUACGGAGCAUAUUGCUCGGCUGGAGAAAACUAUAGAACUUAAAUCGGCAGAGAUUUCAGAAAUGGCCAUUAAGAAUGAAGUCGCACAAAAAGAAUCUAAUGAAAAAAUACUUAGCUUGCAAGAAAAUGUUGAUAAACUGAAGGCAGCAGGUCAAGAAACAAUUAACAUUUACGAACAAAAGGUAUCAGCCUUGGAGCAACAAAUUGCUGAACUUAAAAAGGCAGGAGCAGAAACGAUAUUGUUGUACGAAGAAGCCACAGCAAAGGUUGAAGAACGUGAUGCGAAGAUUGACGAGUUGCAAAAAGAAGCUGAGAAGCUCAGAUCAGCUGGUGUCGAGGCAAUUGAUGUAUACGAAAAGAUUAUCGAAAACUAUAAGGCUGAAGAGGAGAAGUACAAGAGCCAGUUGGUCGCAAAAGAUGAACUUAUGACACUUUUGCGUAAGGACUCGGAGGCAUUAAAGACUGUUCAAAGAGAACUUGCUGAUGCAAAAGCGCAAUUGGAAAUGCGCGAAAAACAAGAAACUGGUCUGCGUAACGAAUUACAUGAUAUGACUGCCGGUUUGGAACAAAUAAUGAGAGCAGAUGCCAAAUCUCGUGAGCGUAUUUACGAGUUGGAGGACGAGUUGCGUGAAUCGCAAGCUCUUGUAAAACGACAGCAGGAAGAAAUUACCAUGCUAAAGGACAAUAUACAGGAUUUGAUGGCAGCCAAUUCGAAUGAGGAAAUGGAAAAGGUCAAAUCUUUCUUCGAGAGUGAAACGAAGCGUCUCGAAGGCGAAUUAGACAGUGCAAGGAAAUCAUUAGCAGAUCUUCAAGGAGAGAAGCGAACGGUCAGUGGUGAACUCGACAACUUGAAGAACGAGAAAUCACUUCUCGAAAAGAGACUCCAGGAUGUAGAGAGUCGAAGAUCUCUCCUUGUUGAGGAAGUUGAUAGAAUAAGAAACACGCAGAAAGAUGUUGAAAAUGAGAAAUCCGAGCUGUCAAAAGAACUUGAGGAAUUGAAGUUGAAAAUGGUAGAAGCCGAGAAUGUAAAGAGCAGUCUAUCGCAAGAAUUGGAUUCGGCCAAGGUAAAAUUGGUCGAAGUAAGAGGCGCAGCCGAAAGGGAAAUUUCUGACAUGCAGGCACAGAUAGAAGAUUUAUUAUCAAAAACGCGUGCUUUUGAGCAAACUCGAUCUGAACUAGAUGCUAAAGUUCAAGAGCUCAACCAACUAAACGAAAGUCACGCUCAAUUAAAAGCCGAGAACGAACAGCAAAAGACAACUCUAGAAACCGUACAACGAGAGAGUGCCGAGGAAUUAGAAUCUUCUCAGCAAGAGAUCAAACAAUUACGACAAAAGAUUAAGGAACUAGCUCUUGCGCAAAAGAACACUUCAGGCUCCGUGCCGCAUGAAGUGGAAGAGAAACUUGUCGCAUAUGAGGAGCAAAUAGCUAAGUAUGAACACGACAAGAAGGAGAUGGAACAACUUGUAAAAGAGUUAACCCGCGAAAAUGUAACCGUCAAUAGUGAAAAUAAAAAGAUUCUUUCUGAACAAGAGAAGCUCAUGGAAGCACACAAGCAAGUAGAAACUGAAUGCUUAAAACUAAUGGAUGAGCUUGAACGAUUACACAGUGAAUCACUCAGUGGUCAAGGAAUAUUAUCAUUGCCUGCUGCUAACGUCGAAGGUGGAUUUGAAAUGAAUGAGGCAGCCGGUGAACAAGGAGAUGAAGUAAGCGACAACGCGGAGAACACUAACCAGUCAGCUGCAACCGGUGGUGAUUCGAGUCGGUUGCAACAACUGCUGGCUGAGAAACAAUCUCAACUUGAGCGUGUGACAUCCAUGUAUACUUCCGAGAUACGUGAAUUGCGUCAGAAGAAUUCUGAAUUAGAACGCGCAAAGCAACGUGAGCUGAGUGGACUGACGAAAGAUGUAGCUGAAUUGGAAUCGUUAAUAGAGAGCAAGAUAUUCCGUGAAGCUGAUUUAGAAGAAGAGCUCCAGAAGGAACGUCAUGUGGUUAAAAAGCUUGGAGAGGAGGUAGAAGAGUUGAAAGAACAAUUGAAAGAACUGCGUAGUUUGAGUGGAGACGGUAUUUCUGGCUUAUCAGAUAUGAUCGGUGAUGGACAUACUACACGUGAAAUUUACGUGAACGGGAAUUCGAUCCCGGAAGAAUCAUCGUCUAAUUUAUAUUGCGAGAUAUGCGAAGAAGAAGGUCAUGAUAUUAUUACAUGUAAAGCAGUAUUCGGUACCCAGUCUAGCAAUAAUUCUAGUUUAAAUGUUGAGACGACCGAUGAGACUCAAAGACCUUAUUGUGAGAAUUGUGAAGAGCAUGGGCUUCAUUGGACUGAAGAUUGUCCUAAUCAAGAUGAGACAUUCUAA
Molecule: messenger RNA, 3905 nt
Organism: Paraglomus occultum
Lineage: Eukaryota; Fungi; Glomeromycota; Glomeromycetes; Paraglomerales; Paraglomeraceae
Source: the annotation of a GenBank genome assembly